Uloborus diversus is the source of this 1022-nucleotide messenger RNA. Its product is annotated as carboxypeptidase N subunit 2-like. NCBI's taxonomy places the organism in Eukaryota, Metazoa, Arthropoda, Arachnida, Araneae, Uloboridae. Gene Ontology annotation, molecular function: protein binding. Bases 53 to 991 code for a protein of 312 amino acids. The record is from RefSeq and is a predicted model, not a curated record. Gene Ontology annotation, cellular component: extracellular matrix. The transcript has 5 exons.
CUAGAUAUCGAUCUGGUAGUCAUCACUGUGAACAGCAUCAGCAUCGAAAGUUAUGCAUAUCCUAAUCUCUUUUCUGCUGCUGGCCUGGAUGACUCUAGCAACAGGUUGUCCUCCAGAGGAAAGCAUUGGCCCCAAAUGUUACUGCAGGACUUUCCAGCUGGGAGCUAUGAUGUGGUGUGACAACAUACUGAGCACAGAUGAACUCGUUCCACUCGUCAAAGUUACGGAGGAGUACGACAUGUACUCUCUUUCAGUCAAUAAUUCAGUGUUCCAAUAUAUACCUAGUGAUCUUUUCCGAAACACCAAAUUCAAAAGGUUACGGUUCCAGUACACACAGAUUAUGGCUUUGACUGACACCGAUAUAGCUUUUGAGGGUCUUGAAGAUCGUCUGGAACAAAUACAGAUCCUGGAAGGCCGUUUCGUCGCAAACUGGGACUGGGAUGUCUUGAAGAAUCUUCGUCGCAUAGAAAACUUGGAUAUCAGUGGCAUUUCACUGACAGCAAUCGAAAUGCCUAUGCCACCAAUGAGUAGUUUGAUCGGACUUGGCUUUGCCAACACCGAUAUUUCUGAGAUCGUCGACUCGGCUUUUGCAAGCCUUCAGAACUUGAAGAUCGUGGUCUUGAAGCAAAAUAAUCUCAAAGAACUGAAGAGAAAUAUUCUUCCAGAACCUGCUUUGAGCCUGAGUGUGCUAGAUUUUAGUUCGAAUCAACUGAGUACACUUCCAGAAAAUAUGUUCGCAGGUAUGCCAGAAUUACAGCAUUUAUUUCUCAGCAACAACUUGUUCACAACUCUGGAUGAGGCCACUUUUGCAUGGCCUAUGGAAAAUGUUGUCAAGUUAUCUCUGAAUGGUAAUGAGUUUCGUUGUGAUUGCCGACUGCAAUGGCUAUCAUCAAGAAAAAAGCCUGUGGAAUUCUAUGGAACAUGCAGUACUCCUGAAUCUCUUAAAGGAAUGGAGCUUUCCAAGAUACAAGCCAAAUUUCUACUCUGUUGAAUUCUUUCUUUUCCUUCGACAAAACCUUGAA